Rotaria sp. Silwood2 is the source of this 1974-nucleotide messenger RNA. NCBI's taxonomy places the organism in Eukaryota, Metazoa, Rotifera, Eurotatoria, Philodinida, Philodinidae. The record is from the annotation of a GenBank genome assembly.
AUGGGUCACGGUGGAAUGGGUUGUGGAAUGAAGACAAUGCGUUUUGUGAUUGUAGUGUUCAAUUUGGUCUUUUUUUUAAUUGGCCUUGCAUUAUUAGCACUUGGAAUUUAUGUUAUGGUUGAUCCAUCACUUAAAAAAAUAAAAGAAAUUGUACCAAUUAAUUCUAAUCCUGGCGUUGACAAAGGUUUAUCAUAUCUUGAAGUUAUGGCCAUUGUUAUUAUUAUUCUUGGUUCUAUUCUUUUAAUUGUUGGAUUUCUUGGAUGUUGUGGUGCCAUGAAACAAGUGAAGAUAUUUUUAAUAAUUUAUGCUAUUAUUAUUGGUAUAAUAAUACUUUUUGAAAUAGCUAUAACAAUUUAUUUUGUUGCUUUUAAAUCUAAAUUUCGAGAAACUAUUACACCAAAAUUAAAAGAUGCAGUUCGAAAUACAUAUGAAGGUCCAUUUGGAUUACAAGCUGGUAGUAAACUACGAAAACCAUCAGCAAUAUCAGUAGCUUGGGAUUUUAUUAUGUAUAAUUUUAAAUGUUGUGGUGUUGAUAACAAAUUUGAUUUUAAUAACACAAAAGAAUGGAAUAAAACAAAUCCAUGGUGGAAUUCAACUAUGGGAAACGAUUUUGAAAAGUUUCAGUAUCCAAUAACAUGUUGUAAUAUUGGUAAUGCUUUUACAGAAGAUUGGAAUAAUUUACCUUAUGACAAAUUAGAAACAGUUGCUGUUUGUGCUGUCAAUGGAACUAAUAUAUAUGAAGAAGGAUGUUAUGAUAAGUUUAUGAGUUUAAUUGAUACUGCUAAAACAUGGAUUAUUGUAGGUGCUGUUAUUAUUCUUGUCAUUGAAUUAAUUGCAUUCAUUGUUGCUUUGGCUUUAUGUUGUCAACUUAUUAUUUGGAAACUAAAACCAAAACACUUCGUACACAUAGGUUCCCGAUUUGAACAAAAUUGUGAAAUAAAUAGACCAUUGACAAGUGAUGAAUAUAUUUCAUGGAUAUUAUAUAAUCAUGAUGGUCAAAUGAAUGUGAUUAAUGCAGCUAAUUUAAUUAUAGAUUCUUUUGUAAUAAAUAAUGAAGGUAUUGCUAUUUGUCAAAUAACAGAUAAAGAUGGAAUAAUUAUUGAUGAAAAAUAUUUUUUUAUAACUAGUGAUCCUACUGAACUAAUUGAUUAUCGUUUUGAAGGUUAUGAUCAAACAGUUAUUGAUACUGAUAUUGAUCAUACAGAAAAAAAUUGUGGUCCGGAUGAAAAUAUAGCUUAUACAAAAGAAGAUAUAGCUGAUUUUCAUAUUGAUUUUGUUCAACAUUAUGAACGUAUACGACAACAUUCAAAUCAUAUACAAUUUCAAAAUGUUAAACAUGAAAAUGAAGGUUAUUAUGAAUGUGUAGUUCGAUUACAUAAUGGUCUUGUUGGUGUCCGAGUAUUUUUUCUUAGUGUUGGUGGUGGUCCACGUGAAAUAUCCAAUCGAGAAAAACAUAUUUAUUCUGAAAUAAAUGAUACAAUAACAUUACUUUGUCCAAUAUUUUCUGCAUUACCAGUUUGGUUUACAUUUCUUGUACCGAAUAAUUCUCUAGAAGAUAUUUCAUCAUUAACUGGUUAUGAUUAUUUACGAAUUAAACAUGUUUCUAAUAUUCAUUCUGGAAAUUAUACUUGUCGUGUAACAACUAAUGAUGAUAAUGAAGGUUAUUCAUUAACAUCUAAUUUAUAUCUUGAUGUUUAUAAACCUUAUAAAAGUGAAUAUGUAUUUUUAUUGAUUAAAAAAGAUAUUGAAAAUCUUAUACGUUGUUCAUUAAAUGGAAAUCCAAUGCCUAAUUAUCAAUGGUUAUUAGGAGAUAUUAAAGUAUUGACAAAUGAAGAAAUACUUUCUGAUAAAGUUGAUUAUAUAAUCAUACCGAAUGAAAAUGAUUCAUUUGAAUCAAAUCGUACAGUGACAUGUAUAGCGAAAAAUAAUCGAGGUAUUAAACGACAAGUUUUUAUUCUGCAAUUUAUUAAUUAG